This is a messenger RNA of Cornus florida, 1173 nucleotides long. Its product is annotated as ethylene-responsive transcription factor ERN1-like. The record is from RefSeq and is a predicted model, not a curated record. Gene Ontology annotation, molecular function: DNA binding; DNA-binding transcription factor activity. Gene Ontology annotation, biological process: regulation of DNA-templated transcription. The transcript has a single exon. The coding region runs from base 1 to 1173 and encodes 390 amino acids. NCBI's taxonomy places the organism in Eukaryota, Viridiplantae, Streptophyta, Magnoliopsida, Cornales, Cornaceae.
AUGGUGAGGAAAAGAAAGGCAAGUGAUAGGGAAGAAGAGAAUGGAAACAUGGGGUGUCAUGAUCAUGGGAUGAAUGAGGCUGCAUCCAUGGCACUGCACGGUGGAGCGCGACGAGCACGUAAACGCUACGUAGGGGUACGCCAACGCCCAUCUGGGAGAUGGGUGGCGGAGAUAAAAGACACCAUACAGAAGAUAAGAGUGUGGCUAGGCACAUUCGACACUGCAGAGGAAGCAGCCAGGGCUUACGACGAGGCAGCUUGCAUACUCCGCGGAAGCAACACUCGUACCAAUUUCUGGCCCUGUCUGCCGUCUCCUAACUCAACCCCGGCCCUCCCUCCGAAAAUUGCCAACCUUCUCCUCCACAGGCUUAAACACAGACACAAUGCUUGUGCUAAGCAACAGGUUCAAGAAACAAUAGAAGUACUACAUGACACACAAUAUGAGCACUUUCUUGACAUGCCUAACAAUAUCACCACUAAUGAAACUAGUGAUGGCACUACUAAUAUCAAUGCCAUUACAUGUAAUAGUGAUUACAUCAAUGCAAGUAGUGAGUCUAGUAUCAUGAGAGAAUUUGAAUUGGACAGUAAGUUUGCUAGUGUUGAUCAGUUGUUGAAUAUUGGCGAGGGAGAGUGUAAAAUAGAUUUAGAAGAAGGAUACGAUUUGGGGACUAUUGAUUUCCAAUUUGUGGAUGAUAUUGGAACUUCUUGUUACUUCUCUCCAUUUGAGAUUGCAGAGGAGAUGGCAGAGCCAAUGGAGAAGGAGAGUUACGAUGACGAGCCCUCAAUGCUCAUGGAAGCCAUGGAACUCAUGAAGUAUGAACGCAAGUUCUCAGCUUCUCUUUAUGCCUUCAAUGGCGUAUCAGAGUGUCUAAGGCUGAAACUUGAGUCGGCAAAUAAUGGUAGGGAAAAUGGGAGGUUUGAGGAGCUAUCUGACUUCAGUAAUAGCUGUAAUGAGAGUCGAGAAGAAACGAAAAGGGAAGAAAAUGAAGUAGAUGUUAAAGUGUUGGUGGAAGAACAAUUUGGGAGCCAAUUGAUCCAACAGACUUCAACAGAAACAGGGUCAUCUUCUUCUUCGUCGUCGUCUUAUUUUUCUUCUUCGAGCAAGGAAGGCGGUGAAUUGGCUCUUUGGAGCUCUCUUGAUCUCCCUCCUAUCACUAUGUUACUUAGUGGAUAA